GCCUCCGAGCGCCGGGCGCGGUGGCGCGCGCCUGUAGUCCCAGCUACUCGGGAGGCUGAGGCAGGAGGAUCGCUUGAGCCCAGGAGUUCUGGGCUGCCGUGCGCUAUGCCGAUCGGGUGUCCGCACUAAGUUCGGCAUCAAUAUGGUGACCUCCCGGGAGCGGGGGACCACCAGGUUGCCUAAGGAGGGGUGAACCGGCCCAGGUCGGAAACGGAGCAGGUCAAAACUCCCGUGCUGAUCAGUAGUGGGAUCGCGCCUGUGAAUAGCCACUGCACUCCAGCCUGGGCAACAUAGCGAGACCCCGUCUCUUUUGCGUCCUCGUCACCACAGAAAGGGCGGUGUGUCGUUCCCCUACACCGUCGGCCCCCCGGGCGGGCGGUCUUCUCGUGUUUUAACUUCCUUCACCAGUAUCUACGAACAACUGAACGUGCAGGUUGCCGGGCGUCCAUGGAGCCCCUCCUGUACACGGGGCACUGCGCGGAGCCGAGGGGACACCGGGCGAGGUGGGACGAGACCCCACGUCCGCCCGAAGGCUCCGGGGACGGCCCGUCGGGACGGGAACGCCUCUGGGGGCUGGUCCGCCUCGACGGCUGAGGGUAACGCGGGGCCACGGAAACAGCUCCGCUCGGGACAUCUCACAAGCCUACACGUCAAGUCCCGAACGGGAAGGGGUGAUCGCCGGCGUCCCCAGGCCCCGCCGACCCGCCGGGACAGCCCUCACGUGCUCGCGAACCACUAGACCGGCAGGGGGCACCACGGAGGCGGCCGGAGGCCCGAGCUCCCGGGGGCAAGGUCAUCCGACUAGUCCGUCAGCUUUCCAAGAAGGAAUGCAGUUCCACGAGGACAGGUUGGGUCUAUUUCGAAUUAUUCUGGUACAACGAAAAGCCAGUCGACGGCAACUCGACCGCCGGGGGGGACUCUACCGCAAAGUGACGCAAACACGUUCGCCUCAAGGAGUAUUGGGCCCUCUGGGCGGCCGUAGAGCUCCGCCAAGUGCGCCUGCGCACAGGAGCGACGGCGUUGAGUCAGGCCGGCGGUGGGGAGGUUGCGGCGGCGACCCCCGGAUCUCGCCAUGAAGACCCGCUUCAGCACGGUGGACCUCCGCGCCGUGCUGGCGGAGCUGAACGCCAGCUUGCUAGGAAUGAGAGUAAACAAUGUUUAUGAUGUGGAUAAUAAGACAUAUCUUAUUCGUCUGCAAAAACCAGAUUUUAAAGCUACACUUUUACUUGAAUCUGGCAUACGAAUUCACACAACAGAAUUUGAGUGGCCUAAGAAUAUGAUGCCGUCUAGUUUUGCCAUGAAGUGCCGAAAACAUUUGAAGAGUCGGAGACUAGUCAGUGCAAAACAGCUUGGUGUGGAUAGAAUUGUAGAUUUUCAAUUUGGAAGUGAUGAAGCUGCUUAUCACUUAAUCAUUGAGCUCUACGAUAGGGGGAACAUUGUUCUUACAGAUUAUGAGUAUCUAAUUUUAAAUAUCCUAAGAUUUCGAACUGAUGAGUCAGACGAUGUUAAAUUCGCUGUUCGUGAACGCUAUCCAGUUGGUCAUGCUAGAGCUGCUGAGCCUUUGCUUACCUUGGAAAGAUUGACUGAAAUAAUAGCCAGUGCACCUACGGGCGAACUUCUGAAGAGAGUUCUUAACCCGUUACUUCCCUAUGGACCAGCUCUCAUUGAACACUGUCUUAUAGAAAAUGGAUUCUCUGGCAAUGUCAAAGUGGAUGAAAAAUUUGAAAGCAAAGAUAUUGAAAAAAUACUGGUUUGUCUUCAGAAAGCAGAAGACUAUAUGAAAACAACAUCCAACUUCAGUGGAAAGGGGUAUAUCAUUCAGAAAAGAGAAAUAAAACCAAGCCUGGAAGUGGAUAAACCGACUGAAGACAUACUCACGUAUGAGGAAUUUCAUCCGUUCUUGUUUUCUCAACAUUCACAAUGUCCAUAUAUAGAAUUUGAAUCAUUUGACAAGGCUGUGGAUGAAUUUUAUUCCAAGAUAGAAGGUCAGAAAAUAGAUUUAAAAGCUUUGCAACAGGAAAAACAAGCAUUGAAGAAACUAGAUAAUGUCCGAAAGGAUCAUGAAAACAGAUUAGAAGCUCUUCAACAGGCUCAGGAAAUAGACAAACUUAAAGGAGAGCUCAUAGAAAUGAACCUACAGAUAGUUGACAGAGCCAUUCAGGUUGUUAGAAGUGCUUUAGCCAACCAGAUAGAUUGGACAGAAAUCGGGUUAAUUGUGAAAGAAGCCCAAGCUCAAGGAGACCCUGUUGCAAAUGCAAUCAAAGAAUUAAAACUACAAACAAAUCAUGUUACAAUGCUGCUAAGAAAUCCAUACUUAUUAUCAGAGGAGGAAGAUGACGAUAUUGAUGGUGAUAUCAGUGUUGAGAAAAAUGAAACUGAACCACCAAGAGGAAAAAAGAAAAAGCAAAAGAAUAAACAGCUGCAGAAACCUCAGAAAAAUAGACCAUUACUUGUUGAUGUUGACCUCAGCUUGUCAGCAUACGCCAAUGCCAAAAAGUAUUAUGAUCACAAGAGAUACGCUGCUAAGAAAACACAAAAGACUGUUGAAGCUGCUGAGAAGGCAUUCAAAUCAGCAGAAAAGAAAACAAAACAAACCUUAAAAGAAGUCCAAACAGUUACCUCUAUUCAAAAAGCAAGGAAAGUGUACUGGUUUGAGAAAUUUCUGUGGUUCAUUAGCUCAGAGAACUAUCUAAUUAUAGGUGGACGAGAUCAGCAACAGAAUGAAAUAAUUGUGAAAAGAUACUUGACAUCAGGGGACAUUUAUGUACAUGCUGAUCUUCAUGGGGCUACUAGCUGUGUAAUUAAGAAUCCAACAGGAGAGCCAAUCCCUCCUCGGACCUUGACUGAAGCUGGCACAAUGGCCCUUUGUUACAGUGCUGCUUGGGACGCUCGAGUAAUCACUAGUGCUUGGUGGGUGUACCAUCAUCAGGUGUCUAAAACAGCACCAACUGGAGAAUAUUUGACAACAGGAAGCUUCAUGAUAAGAGGAAAAAAGAAUUUCCUUCCUCCUUCAUAUCUAAUGAUGGGGUUUAGCUUCCUCUUCAAGGUAGAUGAGUCUUGUGUUUGGAGACAUCGGGGUGAACGAAAAGUCAGAGUGCAGGAUGAAGACAUGGAGACACUGGCGAGCUGCACAAGUGACCUCAUCUCAGAAGAAAUGGAACCACUAGAUGGAGGUGACAGUAGUGGUGAAGACGAUAAAGAGGAAUUACAGGAAACUCCUGUGCAAGUGGAAGUCGUGACUCAGGGUGACCAAGAGGAUAUUGUUGUUCAGAGUGGUGGAGAUGAGCUAAAUGAAGAACUGAUUCAGGAAGAAAGCUCUGAAGAUGAAGGAGAAUCUGAAGAGGUGGUGAAAGAUCAGGACCCUGUGGGUGAGAUGAGGGAUGACGGGGGAGACACCUUCAGUUACCCUGAUACCACCAUUGACUUGUCCCACCUGCAGUCUCAAAGGUCCCUCCAGAAAUUGGCUUCAAAAGACGAACCUUCUAAUAUGAGUGACAGUAAAUUACAGAGCCGGAGACAUUUGUCAGCCAAGGAAAGAAGGGAAAUGAAGAAGAAAAAGCUUCCAAGUGACUCAGGGGAUUUAGAAGUGACAGAGGGAAAAGACAAAGAAAAAGAAAAUGCCCUACAGAUUGAAACUCAUCAGAACACAAGCAAAAAUGUCCCAGCUGUGCAGCCAAUGAAGCGAGGACAAAAGAGUAAAAUGAAAAAAAUGAAGGAAAAAUACAAAGACCAAGAUGAAGAAGAACGUGAACUCAUCAUGAAAUUGCUGGGGUCUGCAGGUUCAAACAAAGAAGAAAAAGGGAAGAAGGGGAAGAAGGGAAAAACAAAGGAUGAACCGGUGAAGAAACAGCCCCAGAAACCUAGAGGUGGACCAAGGGUUUCAGACAGCAUAAAAAAAGAAACUCCAUCCCUUGAGGUUGUAACUCAUGAGUUACAAGACUUGGCUGUAGAAGAUUCACAUGAUGACAAGGAAGAGCAAGACCUGGAUCAGCAGGGAAAUGAGGAAAAUCUGUUUGACUCUCUGACAGGGCAGCCACAUCCUGAAGAUGUACUACUGUUUGCCAUUCCGAUAUGUGCCCCUUACACCACCAUGACGAACUAUAAAUAUAAAGUGAAACUUACCCCUGGAGUUCAGAAAAAGGGAAAAGCUGCAAAAACAGCCUUGAACAGUUUCAUGCAUUCCAAAGAAGCAACAGCAAGAGAAAAAGACUUAUUCCGCAGCGUAAAGGACACGGAUUUAUCAAGAAACAUUCCCGGCAAAGUGAAAGUGUCUGCACCCAAUCUUCUGAAUGUAAAAAGGAAAUAGCUGGAAUGCAACACUAAAAUAUUUGAGAAGAGUCAAUUUUAUAGCCUUUUGGAAGUUCAGAGACGAAAACACCAUGUAACAAGACUUCCAUAUUUAAAAAUGAACUAAACAUUGCCUUGCUAUAUUCGCCAAAAGGACUUAUUCCUGUUCUUUUUCCCAGUUUUAUAGAGAGGAAACACUGCCUAUGAUGGGAUUUCCUAAAAUAUUUGUGGACAGUUAAAUGCUAAUUGUAUACAUCUGUAGUUAUUCUCCUACAUUUUCUUGCAAUUUGGGAGGUUAAUGUUAAGUAUUCAUUUCAGGUUGUAAAGAAACAGACCGGUGAAGUGUCUCCAUUGCUUAGACUACUGACUUGGGGGUCUACUGUCUAUACCAUCUAAUAUAUCUGUUACUUGCAGGCCAAUCACAGUUUGUUUUUUUCUUGGUGGGGGUGGGGGUUGGGGG
Diceros bicornis minor is the source of this 4747-nucleotide messenger RNA. RefSeq names its product nuclear export mediator factor (gene NEMF). Gene Ontology annotation, cellular component: RQC complex. Gene Ontology annotation, molecular function: ribosomal large subunit binding; tRNA binding. The record is from RefSeq and is a predicted model, not a curated record. Bases 1073 to 4306 code for a protein of 1077 amino acids. Gene Ontology annotation, biological process: rescue of stalled cytosolic ribosome; ribosome-associated ubiquitin-dependent protein catabolic process. The transcript is spliced from 33 exons. NCBI's taxonomy places the organism in Eukaryota, Metazoa, Chordata, Mammalia, Perissodactyla, Rhinocerotidae.